This is a messenger RNA of Pelobates cultripes (western spadefoot toad), 198 nucleotides long. NCBI's taxonomy places the organism in Eukaryota, Metazoa, Chordata, Amphibia, Anura, Pelobatidae. The record is from the annotation of a GenBank genome assembly.
AUGGUGGUUCAGCUCUCCAAGAUGGAGCUGGAUUGGUGGUUCAAUUGCAAGGCACGCAUCCUUACAUCCGAGCAAGAUGUUACGUUGGUGCACACAACAACAAACAUGGAACACCAGAGUGGCUCAACAUUCUCCCAGUGGCACAAAUAUAUGGUGUCCGUUCAUGACACAGCAUGGACGUUGCAGGUCCCUUCAUAA